GGCGUGCGUACUCCAACCUUGGCGAUCGUCACAUGCCAGUUGCCUUGCACACAUGAAGAGCCCGAGAAGCGAUUCGGCUUAGAGUGCGUGUGUGUUCUUUCCUGUUGCCGGCGAUGGAGUCGUGGAAGCCACUUCGUAGACACUGCGGACGGCAGCGAUGCCUAGACCCCCUGUUAAUGUGGUGCGUUGCCGUGCUGUGCCUUUCGUGUUUAAGUAGUGGCCGUGCCGACGAGUCCCAGGUUCCACUGGUGCGGAUCGAAAACGGACUUCUCGCUGGAAAGCGAAUCUCAGUGCUGGGCAAAGAUGUCGACGCGUUCCUCGGCAUACCGUACGCUUUGGCUCCAAUAGGCAACCUGCGCUUUGAGAAGCCGCAGCCCGCCGACGCUUGGGAAGGCACGUUUCAAGCUGUCAACAAGCCGCCGCCAUGCCGUCAGCUGGACAUGCCGUUCUUGGCAGGUACGCGCCUACACUAUUCCAACACUACCACGGAGGACUGUCUGUACGCAAACGUGUGGAGGCCUUCGUCAAGUUGUCCCCAAUCCGAGUCGUGCGGAGCCAAGCUACCCGUUAUUGUGUUCAUACAUGGCGGAGCGUUGCAAUGGGGAGAUUCGAGUUUGUUCCUGCACGACCCGUCAGUGUUCGUCGCCGAAUCGGACGUCGUGUUCGUCACGUUCAACUACCGCGUUAGCAUGUUCGGGUUCCUCUCGGCGAAGAACCCGGACCUUCCAGGUAACACGGGGAUGUGGGAUCAGGUCCACCUCUUGAAAUGGGUUCAGAAAAAUAUCGAGAAAUUCGGCGGCGACCCUACAAUGGUGACGAUCAAAGGUCAAAGCGCCGGCGCAGUUACAGCCGGCCUUCACGCUACAUCGCCGCAAAGUAAGGGUCUCUUCAACAGAAUCAUCAUGGAGAGCAGCACACCGUUAUCGCUGUUUCUCACCAUGAGUUUCAAUGUGGUUGGUCAAUUCGUAAACGUCGCCAACGCGCACGGUUGCAUCGACAACUCGAAGGACUGGAGGGAAGAGACCCCAGCCAUCGUCAACUGUCUCAGGAAAGUUGAAGCUGAUGCCAUCAUCGCCAAAUUAAAGGAGGAGACUACCUUCAAGCAGAUGUUCCCGAUGGUCUUCGGCGACCAGUUCUUUCCCAACGACCCCUUGGAUCCAGAAACGUAUGCGGAUCUACACGUAAAAGAGAUUCUGCUCGGAACGACGACGGACGAAGGCACAGUCUUCCUCAACAAUAUACGUAACGUUGCACCACAGUUUGAAGACUACAUAUCGGGUAACUACCGCCUUGCCGUGACACUGGCACUGAAGACAAUGUUCAACAUUCCGUUGUCUCACGCACGAGAUAUCACAGUUGCCUAUUUUGGAGAUCAGAGCGUUGAACACAACAGGAAAUCCGUUAUCGACAUUGUCUGCGAGCUAUUUGCUGAUGCCACGAUUUACUGCCCGACACUUAUGUUCGCGGAUGUUGCGACUCAGCGAGGAGUGAAGGCAUAUCGUUACAUAUUCGCCCACAGAGCUUCAGACAGCUACUGGCCAGAGUGGAUGGGCGUCACACACGCGGACGAUCUGCCUUACACAAUGGGCUCAUUACUGUUGCCCAAAGACGAGAACUUGUUUACUCCGCCGGUGGGACAAGACCUUCGUGACUUGGUCCUCAAAAAGACCCAUACUCAAGCCGAAGAAGACUUCGUCAAGCAGAUAAUCGCAAGUUGGACGGCGUUUGCCAAACACGGGACGCCUGCAAUGGUAACACCUGGAGACAAGUGGCCAGCGCACUCGACUAGCAGUACGCUGCUCGUAAGCCUCAAACCUGGCAGCUUCAACGUGACAGCAGAACAGCGCAGGUCACGUUGCAACCUUUGGAAGCCAUUGCUGUUGCGCAAGUCCUCAUCGCACAGUUCAUCGCACCAAGCAACCCAGAAACCCACCACCGCGAAACCCAGUUCCCAGACACCAAAGGCAAAGAUCUCGCCCGACAAGGCGAACUCAGUCUUCAAGAAACGACCAUCGUCGAGUACCAUCAAUCUCCCGUCAAGUCUGGUUACAGUUGCCCUCGCCUUACUUACAACUUCCCGGUGGUGAUAAAAGACAGUUGUACAAAUGUCUCUUCCUACUUACACUGCCUCUUAUGCAGCGCAGCGAGUGACGCAACGAGAGCCAUAUAGGACAAUACCAUAGUACUCAGAACAACGUCAUAAACGCCACAAACGAUAGGCCGGCAUGUUACGUAAUCAAAGCGCUAUUCAAAGAAUGAACCUUACCACUUUUCGCGCUCAUGCUUUGUCUAAUCGCUGUUGGCAUUCGCAAACAUCGACCUCCAAAAGUGAUGUCGCUGCUGUAGGUAUUGGAAUCUUGCCUUGUGUAGGCAGCUUUGGUGAAGUCGUGCGAGCCUGAAACCGAUUCACUAAGUGAGUGUGUUGUGCUGCAAAAGGUUGAUCGAGUUCUUCAUGAUAUCGUCCCAUUUGACAACCUCUUGCUAGACGUGUAACGGCUGCAUGCGUCAAGUCCAGUUUCAUCUAAAAGGAGUAUAAAUGCUCUCAGGAAGAGGAAGUACUAGUUCCUAAUCCUAUCCUUACAAAGUCUCUUCAAAUGUAUACUGUUUGCCUGUGAGUAUGA
Messenger RNA from Rhipicephalus sanguineus (brown dog tick), 2621 nucleotides. RefSeq names its product acetylcholinesterase-1. The transcript has 3 exons. Gene Ontology annotation, biological process: choline metabolic process; acetylcholine catabolic process. Gene Ontology annotation, cellular component: plasma membrane. Bases 114 to 2087 code for a protein of 657 amino acids. The record is from RefSeq and is a predicted model, not a curated record. NCBI's taxonomy places the organism in Eukaryota, Metazoa, Arthropoda, Arachnida, Ixodida, Ixodidae. Gene Ontology annotation, molecular function: acetylcholinesterase activity.